AUGCGACGUAGACCUGCCGGCAUCGCUCACGCACAGCAACGCACUAAACUCGAUAGAGAUUUCCAACAGAUCGGUGAUAACAUUGCUGCCAAAGAGCUCGAGCAGCUCCAAAAACAACUGGAUACAUUCAAAGAAAAUCUUCAAGAGUUUGCCCGGAAGCAUAGAAAGGAUAUACGCAAAGAUCCGACGUUUCGGGCCCAUUUCCAACGCAUGUGCGCCAAUAUCGGCGUCGAUCCUCUUGCCUCCAACAAGGGUUUUUGGGCAGACUUGCUGGGUGUCGGUGACUUUUAUUACGAGCUUGGUAUUCAAAUUAUUGAGAGUUGCAUAGCGACUAGAUCACGCGACGGCGGAUUGACGGAAAUAAAUGAGUUACAACGACGCUUGGAUAUAAUGCGGCGUAAUGGGAAGGGUGGAAAGCAGCAAGAAAUUACAGAAGAUGACAUUGUCCGGGCCAUUCGCACACUGAAGCCUUUAAGUGGUGGAUUCGAAGUAAUACCCAUUGGCAACCGAAAAAUGAUACGAUCUGUACCCAAGGAAUUGGAUAAGGACCAGUCUGCAUUGCUGCUACUAGCACAGAAAACGGAAUACUUGAAUAUCAAUAUCAUCCGUAAUGAAUUAGGAUGGAAUGAUACGAGAAUCAAGAAUGCUUUGGACCAUCUAUUGCAAGACGGCUUAGCAUGGAUCGACGAACAAGGCGAGGACGGAGACACAUAUUGGAUACCCAGUUAUUUUCAUUUGGAUGAGUAA
This is a messenger RNA of Zychaea mexicana, 747 nucleotides long. RefSeq names its product EAP30/Vps36 family-domain-containing protein. Lineage: Eukaryota; Fungi; Mucoromycota; Mucoromycetes; Mucorales; Lichtheimiaceae. Gene Ontology annotation, biological process: protein transport to vacuole involved in ubiquitin-dependent protein catabolic process via the multivesicular body sorting pathway. The record is from RefSeq and is a predicted model, not a curated record. Bases 1 to 747 code for a protein of 248 amino acids. The transcript has 7 exons. Gene Ontology annotation, cellular component: ESCRT II complex.